Nicotiana tabacum (common tobacco) is the source of this 6344-nucleotide messenger RNA. Its product is annotated as DNA polymerase zeta catalytic subunit-like. NCBI's taxonomy places the organism in Eukaryota, Viridiplantae, Streptophyta, Magnoliopsida, Solanales, Solanaceae. Gene Ontology annotation, molecular function: DNA-directed DNA polymerase activity; DNA binding; nucleotide binding. The record is from RefSeq and is a predicted model, not a curated record. Gene Ontology annotation, cellular component: nucleus; zeta DNA polymerase complex. Gene Ontology annotation, biological process: error-prone translesion synthesis; double-strand break repair via homologous recombination.
AAAGGAAAAAUAAAAAAGUUCCCCAAACGCUCCUCAUAUAAAAGCGCAAAAGCGGCGCCAAACGGGACUUUACCACCAAUUCCAAAAGUAGAUGAAGCAGGAAAUUGAAGAAGAAAAUGGGGGAUUCUCAGACCGAUUCGAACUUCUUCAGUGUUCGAAUUGUUUCAAUAGACUAUUACAUGGCCGCUCCAAUUCCUGGCUUCGACAUUUGUUACAGCAGUUUCCAAGGUGGGAGAGUUAAUGAGGUUCCUGUGAUCAGAGUGUAUGGUGCCACUCCAGCUGGCCAGAAGACCUGUUUGCACCUUCAUGGAGCUCUGCCUUAUUUUUAUGUUCCAUGGUCAGAUCUCUUCCUCCAAUCAGAUCAAAAAGGGAGUGAAUGCACGAAUGCUCUAGCUCUUGCUCUUGAGAAGGCGCUCAAGCUUAAAGGCAAUGCUGGCUCAAAACGUCAACAUGUCCAUGGCUGCAGCCUUGUACGAGCAAGGAAGUUUUAUGGUUAUCAUUCUUCUGAGGAACUGUUUGUGAAGAUCUAUCUCUAUCAUCCACAGGAUGUCUCGCGUGCUGCCAAUCUUCUUCUGGGAGGUGCAGUAAUGGAUAAGUCAUUACAGCCCCACGAAUCUCAUAUACCUUUCCUUCUUCAAUUCCUGGUUGACUAUAACUUGUAUGGGAUGGGUCAUCUACAUGUAUCAAAGAUGAAGUUCCGCAAUCCAAUACCAGAUACUUUCUCUCCAAGAAAGGCUAAAUGCUUUGACAGAAGAAGGUAUUCUGAUAUGUCCACUUCCAUGACUGCAGAGUUUCAGGUUGAUUUAGGUGGUGAGGCUUGUUUCAACACACCAAUUUGGGUGUCUUCUACAAUUCCGGACAAUUGGAUAUGGACAGGCUCUAGUCAGGCUGAUCCUUCAACAGAUCCGGAUAUCCCUAACAUUAAGCGACAAAGUAUCUCUGAACUUGAAGGAGAUGCUAUUGUUGAUGGUUGCAAUUCUGAAUCAGCAGUUUAUAUCCUGUAUGUCCCUUUCACAGACCAGCUCCCAAGAGAAAAUGGUUCAGUCACUAAUACCAAUUUGGGAGGUUUGUCAAUAGCCAAGUUUAUUGAGGAGGAGUUUGCAAGGAAUGGGGUGCACGAAGUGGGCUUGCCUCCUGAUCCUGGUAAACCCCUUCGAGAUGAUGUCUUGAGAACACUUUCUCAUGGGCUUGGAUAUGAAGAGAUUCUAAUGGAAUUAAGCAAUGAUGUGAACACUUCUUCUGAUAUUCCGCAGUCAAUCAACUCAUCAAUGAAUGAUGGGAGCGUUGCCAAACAUGUACAUUGUGGCUCUUUAAAUAGUAUACGGGAACCAUCCCGAUGCUCAGAAGAAGGGUUAUUUCAAGAUCAUGUUGUUGUUGAAUCAAGGGAGAAAACGGAUGCAUGUCCCAAGCAGAUGUUAGCUGAUAAAUUGAAAACAGCUGUUUCCGUGGUACCAUCACAGGAUUUGAAGGCUUCAGAUCAGGAUGCCUUGAGACUUCUAAAUUGGCUUGCAUCUUCUCAAGCUUCAGAGGACAUAAACUCCGAUGAUGACCUUGCUCGGGAAAUCAUUUUGAGUCCUUUAAUGCCAGCAGCGACUAUUAAUACGGUGUUGGAGAAGGCAAAUGUGGCCUAUGAGAAUGAAUCUCAGCAAGAGUGUGAGGACAUUCUUGAUUCUGUUCAUGGUUGUCAUUUUGAAGAAUUAGACAAAAAAGCUUCUGAGUCCAUCAGCAGUGAUCGUUCGUGCAGAAGUUCGCCGGCUGUGAUGAUUCCUCAGCUGGAUGGCUCCAAUGAUGAUCCAAGCCCACAUAGAAAACUCGGAACAUCUUCCCAAGCAGAUUCAUUGAAUAAUGCUAGUUUAGCCAUUAGCAAUAAACACAAAAAGAAAAAACCAGGAUGGUGCUCUUUACCCAUUUCUUUGGGUCAAAAUGUGAAUGAUUGUUCACAUCCAAAUCCAGCUAACACAUCUAGCAAUCACAUUUGUGGCGAAAGAGAUGACAGAGGAACUUCUUCUCACAUGAGUUUUAACAAAUACCCUAAUUUUCUAACGGGAAGUUUGAAUGCAUCUGCUAAUUGUGAAAUGGAAGCUAGUAUGAUAGUUGAAUGCUCUACGCGUGAUUUGAUGAGGGUAAAAAGAUCCUAUCAUGCUGAGUCUCCUGAGUAUGAAAAUCAGGUAAAAAAAGUACAACUUGGUGCAAAAGGAAAAGAAGAUUCUUUUCUUUAUGCAGAAUCCAGACAUGAUGAGAAAGAGAAAAUGCCUCUUGAUUCCUUGAUAUCUCGAUCAGCAUUCACGGAUCAACCAAAAGAAUGACAUGAGAGGAACUCAUGUCUUGCACUUCAGAUGCAGGCUGAUCCUGGUGAUAUCAAAGCUGACAAAUCUAAUUGUCCUUCAUAUGGUAAGUUGCCUCUUUCAUCCUGCUCUCUGCUGGCAAAUGCAUUAAAAGAUGGAGUGUUUCUUUCUUCUGAAGGACCUCAUGUUGAUGUUGUCAGCAGAACAUCUGCAAGUUUGCAAAAUUAUGGAACUAGUGAUGCAUCCACCUCACAGGGGACUAAAGAACUAUUCCAGCUUCCUGAUGUUGAGAAUAAAAAAUCUGCCAUUUACAUGGGAAGCUGUGGAUGCUCUAGUCGCGAAAAUGUUGACAGCUGUGUGAAAUGUACUAAAACUUCAAAUUCUGAUCUUUGUGCUUCUGUAUUUGCUCCAUAUUCUCAGUUCGCAUCUGAAACUGAAGGUAAAUUUACUGGUUUUGGGAAAUUGCUGCAAAAAAAUGCAGUAGGUUUAAGUCAAUCUCCUGUUGGUCCUAAUAGUCCAACAUCUGCAGUAACUGGUGUAUCUGGUGACUCUGUGGAACUUAUAGGCAUGACCUUCAUCAAGAAACCUCCUAAGGUGGAGUUCACAGAUGAACCUGGACGGAAUGCUCAGUUAGCAUGUGGUGCCCCUAGUUACCAUGUGGGGAACAAGAGAAAUAAAACAAGGACAUGUGCCAAGGAUAGAGGUUUAAAUGAAUGCUCCCCUUUCUUUGAGGGGAAAUGCCUAGCAGGAGAAAAGAUUUGCAGUACUAGUUCUGGAACAAGCAACUACAUUCAUUGUCAAGACAACAUGUUGGGUGUACCCAUUCACUAUCAAAAUGAUGGGUCUUAUUUAUACAUGCUGACUCCUGUAUAUUCACCACCACGAAGUGAAUGUGUUCAACAAUGGCUGUCACUUGAUUGUAUAGAAUCUUCUAAAAUGAAUGUAGUUUCUGGUCCACCAGUGUACCCGUCAAUAAAGGUUUGCUCUGAUGAUGUAGCAGAAUCACAGGGUUCUCAAUCCACCUUUGGUGAUCAACCUUUGAUGGAUUCUGUCUCUGCUUCAGAACCAAAUCCAAAUGAUCUUCAAGCUAAAGAAACUUAUCAGGAAAGCAAUAGUGUACUAAUGAAUUCUGUUUCUCCCCAUGCUAGAAUAAAACAACAAAAUGAAGAUAUUAUCUUGAAAUGUGAACCAUCAAUGCGUGGCUCUCAAGAUCUCUCCCAGAUAUCCGGUCCUGAUGGAAAAUCAAGGCUAACUCCUUUAAGUCAAACUGGUUUUCGGGACCCUUCUAGUAUCGGUUGUGGACAGCAGUUAACAAUAUUGAGCAUAGAGGUCCAAGCAGAAUCCAGGGGUGAUCUGAGACCUGAUCCUCGAGUUGAUGCCAUAAGAAUUGUUGUUCUCGUUUUCCAGGAAGAUGAUGAUCUAAGAUCUGAUACUCACGUACUUGUGCAUUGCAAUGGUGAAUCUGUUCAAAAAGACCUUGAUGGAUUAUCUGAGUGUAAAGUUUUCACUUUCUCUGAAGAGAGGCAAGUAUUUGUUCAUUUCAUAAAGAUGAUUAAUUCUUUUGACCCAGACAUACUUAUGGGCUGGGAUAUUCAAGGCGGUUCCCUUGGGUUUCUUGCUGAACGGGCUGCAUACCUUGGCAUUGGUUUGCUUAACAAAAUAUCUCGCACUCCAUCAGAGGGCAAUAUAGUUUCUGGAGAAUCUGAAGGAGGAAAACUAAGUGAUGUUUUUUCUGAAGCAGUUGCAACUGACCCAAUGUUUCAUGAAGAUGCUGCAAUAAUUGAUGAUGAAUGGGGCCGAACUCACGCCAGUGGUGUCCAUGUUGGGGGUAGAAUUGUCCUUAACAUUUGGCGGUUGAUGCGUGGCGAAGUGAAGCUGAACUUGUACACGCUUGAAGCUGUGGCUGAAGCAGUGCUGAGACGGAAAGUUCCAUAUAUUCCUACCAAGGUAUUGACAAAUUGGUUUUUAAGUGGUCCUGGACAUUCAAGAUACAGAUGUAUAGAGUAUGUUUUAGAGAGGGCAAAGCUGAACCUUCAUAUCAUGAAUCAACUUGACGUGGUAAAUAGAACAUCAGAGCUUGCACGGAUUUUUGGCAUUGACUUUUUUUCAGUUCUUUCAAGGGGUUCACAGUACCGUGUUGAAUCAAUGUUUCUGAGGCUGGCUCAUGCACAAAAUUAUGUUGCUGUUGCUCCUGGAAACCAACAAGUUGCUUCUCAACCUGCCAUGGAAUGUAUACCCCUUGUCUUGGAACCAAAAUCUGGAUUUUAUGCAGACCCUGUUGUCGUUUUGGAUUUUCAAUCACUUUAUCCAUCUAUGAUAAUUGCAUAUAACCUCUGCUUCUGUACUUGCCUUGGUAAAGUUACUUCUGCAAAAACUAAUAUCCUCGGUGUUAGUUCAUAUUCACCUGAUAAAAAUGUGAUGCAUAAUUUAAAGGAUGAAAUACUGCUCACUCCAAAUGGUGUUAUGUAUGUGCCUCCCAAGGUCCGGAAGGGGGUAUUACCUCGCUUAUUGGAAGAAAUUUUAGAUACUAGGAUUAUGGUUAAAACAGCAAUGAAGAAAUUGGCUCCUGGACAGCAAGUUCUUCAUCGGAUAUUCAAUGCGAGGCAACUUGCUUUGAAGCUAAUAGCCAAUGUGACCUAUGGGUAUACAGCUGCUGGAUUUAGUGGACGCAUGCCCUGUGCUGAGCUCGCUGACAGUAUUGUCCAGUGUGCCCGUAGAACAUUGGAAAGUGCAAUUUCAUUUGUUAACACAAAUGAUAGGUGGAAUGCUAAAGUCAUAUAUGGUGAUACAGACAGCAUGUUUGUACUCCUUGAAGGACGGUCCAUUGAAGAAGCUUUUAGAAUUGGUCAUGAAAUUGCAUCAGAAGUAACUGCAAUGAAUCCAAAUCCAGUCACGUUAAAGAUGGAAAAGGUUUAUGAUUCGUGCUUCCUCCUUACUAAGAAACGAUAUGUUGGUUAUAGUUACGAGAACCUUGGCCAAAGCAAACCAGUGUUUGAUGCUAAAGGUAUUGAGACAGUACGAAGAGAUACAUGUGGGGCUGUGUCCAAGAUAAUGGAGCGCUCUAUAAGAGUCUUUUUUGAAUAUAAAGAUAUUGAGAAGGUGAAACAUUACUUGGUGCGUCAGUGGAAAAAGAUUAUAUCAGGCAGAGUAUCUCUUCAGGAUUUUGUCUUUGCAAAAGAGGUACGCUUAGGCACCUAUUCUGCACAGGCUUUUUCACUUCCACCAGCAGCAAUUGUUGCCACUAAGGCAAUGAGAGUCGACCCUAGGGCAGAACCUCGGUAUGCAGAGAGAGUACCUUAUGUUGUGGUUCAUGGUGAACCUGGUGCCAGGCUGGCUGAUGUCGUGGUAGAUCCCUUGGAUCUUCUUUCGAUUGAUUCACCUUACAGGUUGAAUGACAUAUAUUAUAUCAAGAAACAGAUAAUCCCAGCUCUGCAACGAGUAUUUGGGCUCGUUCGAGCUGACUUGAAUCAGUGGUUUUCAGAUAUGCCUCGUCCGGAGCGGGAGGCUGCUGGUAAACGUCACCCAUUUGCUGCAAAUGCGCACAGAACUAGAAUUGAUUAUUACUAUAUGUCAAAACAUUGUAUCCUAUGCGGUGAGUUGAUCCAGGCAUCUAGUUACGUCUGUCAAAACUGUUCCAGAAACGAAGCUGUAGUUGCAGCUGCAUUAACAGGAAGAACUUCAAUAUUGGAAAGAAACAUCCGACACCUUGCUGCUAUAUGUCGGCACUGUGGAGGAGGAGAUUGGCUUGUAGAAAGUGGGGUGAAAUGCAUAUCUCUUGCAUGCUCUGUUUUCUACGAAAGGAGGAAAAUCCAGAAAGAACUGCGAUCUCUUUCUGCUGUUACUACAGAAGCAGGUUUUUAUCCCAGUUGUGUCGUGGAAUGGUUCUAACUAAUGCGUCUUCUGCGUCAAAGAUGUAGUGUGAAGGGUAUUUAGGUAUCUAACGAACAAAAUUUAUACAUAUGUUGUACCACAUUAUAUGAAUUUUUUGUAAAUAUAAAUGUAUGUACUUUCCCUAGUAGAUCUUCUAAUAGUCCUGUAAAAUAAAUUAAGCCUUGUAUA